Messenger RNA from Anisakis simplex (herring worm), 225 nucleotides. NCBI's taxonomy places the organism in Eukaryota, Metazoa, Nematoda, Chromadorea, Rhabditida, Anisakidae. The record is from the annotation of a GenBank genome assembly.
AUGUUGCUGGCAGAUGCUGGUGCUACCAAUUACACUCGUCUGCACAAUAUGACGAGCGAAAAGUUCGGUCCUCCGAUUGGUGAUAGACCGUGUUUGAAUGAUUCAGAUGUGUUGGUUUACAUGAACAACAAAAAAGUUCGUGAGGCGUUGCACAUACCGUCUAAUCUUGGCAAAUGGGAGAUCUGCAGUGUUCCGGUUAGUGAAAAUAUUGAACAAAUGCAAUAA